AUGUCUGGCCCCAAGAGAGGCAUUGAAAUGACAUCUCCUGUGCUGGUUGAGUUCGACAUGAGGAUCAAGAUUGGAGAAAGAGAAGAAGAUGACCUACAGCUCAUUGACGGGGCCGUCAGCUUCAGCGACAUGGACCCGCCGAUCAACAUGGCCUUCACACGACGGCUCUGUGGUGAGGGCGGGGCGGUGGACAUAAAUCUAGCACAUAUGUAUGAAGCAGCAGAGGCCACAAUACAGGUUCGGAUAUCAGAAGCAUGCGACAGUGGCUUGAGCUUGUGCCUGACGGCUUCUGGCAGCGCAUUACAACAUCAGGCCCGUCUCUUCGAUGGCAUUGUGGGCGAAACACCAUGUGACCUAGGCAAGUUUGUGUUCGCUGUGAUGAGCCUCACCAAAUUGGUUGUAUUAUUGAAGGUUGGCCGCGGCGGUGGCUCGGAUUGUGUUUAUCGUUCUCAUCUCUUUGAUGUUCAGAAGCAUGGAGAUUCGACCGUGAGUUUCAAGAUUCCCGACAUGGUCACUAUAGAGGUGAAGGUGACUUGGUCAACUUUGGACAUCCCUGACAGUGCACUAGAAGAAGACAAUCGCUACAACUAG
Molecule: messenger RNA, 591 nt
Organism: Triticum turgidum subsp. durum (durum wheat)
Lineage: Eukaryota; Viridiplantae; Streptophyta; Magnoliopsida; Poales; Poaceae
Source: the annotation of a GenBank genome assembly